Paramecium pentaurelia is the source of this 494-nucleotide messenger RNA. The record is from the annotation of a GenBank genome assembly. Lineage: Eukaryota; Ciliophora; Oligohymenophorea; Peniculida; Parameciidae.
UAAAAUUAAUAUUAUAGAUAUUUAAUCUAAGGUAAGUUGAAUUUGCACAAAAAAUUUAAUAAUUAACUGAAAGGAAAUUUAAUUAUCUAUUUUGGAUAUUUGAGGAGCAGGAAUAUGCAUGAAUUCAAAGAAAAAUACAGGUUUUUUAACCAAAAUUGGUUAUCAAGAAGUUGCAGGAGCAUUAUUCAUUUUUGAUAUUACUUGCAGAAAUUCAUUUAAAAGUUUAGACCAAUUGCUAAAAGUACAAAAUCAAUUUAAUUUAUUAGGAUUAUAAAUUGAAUACAUCAUCAAUAGUUAUAAUUUUGCCUGCAAACAAAAUAGACCUUUAAGAAUAAAGAAAAGUAAGUAAACUAGAAGCUGCAUAAUUUGUAUUCGAGUACAGUUUGGUAUAUUUGGAGACUAGAGCAAUUGAUGACUAUGGCAUACAGUAAGAAAUGGAAUAAUUGGCAACUUCCACAUUGAUUAGAAAUCAUAAAAUUAUCGCAAUUAACUGA